This is a messenger RNA of Peronospora matthiolae, 429 nucleotides long. Lineage: Eukaryota; Oomycota; Peronosporomycetes; Peronosporales; Peronosporaceae. The record is from the annotation of a GenBank genome assembly.
AUGCAAACAUACCCAGUGUUUUACAUCGGCUUGCUUAAGGCUUUCCUUGAUCCGUCGCUGGUGGAUCACGAGGCGCUUGCGCUGAAAGAGUUGGCGAUGCCACAAGCCGAGGAACCCUCAAUAGAUGAUCCAGUUGUCCGUCCAGAAGCGCCACUCGGUAUUGCAGAUCGUGCACCUCGUGCACUAGCUCGUCGACAACGCGUCAAGAUUCAUCGACAACCACCGGCUCUCGUUGACGAGCAAGGGGUUCAACAGUACCAUGUUAAACGCCUCAUACAGCGACGUCGUCGCGACAGUCAUUACCACUACUUGGUGCAGUGGCAGGGGUAUCGGAUUCAGAAAACUCAUGGGAGGUCAGUCGACACAUGCUGCUUUCCACGAGUCGGUGUGGGAGCGGAGAAGGUUGCAGCUGCAGCAGGUGCAGGUUAA